This is a messenger RNA of Lolium rigidum, 900 nucleotides long. RefSeq names its product acidic endochitinase-like. Lineage: Eukaryota; Viridiplantae; Streptophyta; Magnoliopsida; Poales; Poaceae. Bases 1 to 900 code for a protein of 299 amino acids. Gene Ontology annotation, cellular component: extracellular region. Gene Ontology annotation, molecular function: chitinase activity. The record is from RefSeq and is a predicted model, not a curated record. Gene Ontology annotation, biological process: carbohydrate metabolic process. The transcript has a single exon.
AUGGCAAGCAGAUCCUUGACUCCCUUCCAGCUCACUGCCACCCUCUUCGUGGCGCUCCUCGCUACGUGCCAUGCCGGCAGCAUCGCCGUCUACUGGGGCCAGAACGACGGCGAGGCUUCGCUAGCCGAGACGUGCGCGUCCGGGAACUACGAGUUCGUCAUCCUCGCUUUCCUCCCCAAGUUCGGCAAAGGCCAGAGGCCGCAGCUGGACCUCGGCAGCCACUGCGACGCAUCGUCAGGUGGCUGUAAAAGCCAGAGCAAGGACAUCAAGUCGUGCCAGAGCGGCGGCGUCAAGGUCCUGCUCUCCAUCGGCGGCGGCGACGGAAGCUACGGACUAUCGUCUCCCGGUGACGCGCGACAGGUCGCCAUGUACCUCUGGAACAACUACCUGGGAGGCACCUCGUCGUCCCGCCCCCUCGGCGACGCCGUGCUCGACGGCAUCGACUUCGACAUCGAGCUCGGCGGCGCCAAGUUCUGGAACAAUCUCGCCAGUGACCUCAAGAAAUUGGGCAACAACAUCGACGCCGACAAGCACGUGCUGCUAAGCGCGGCGCCGCAGUGCCCGUUCCCUGACGAGUGGGACGGUGGCGCGAUCAACACGGGGCUGUUCGAUUAUGUAUGGGUGCAGUUCUAUAACAAUCCGGAGUGCCAGUUCAACGCGGGGCGCCAGGCAUUCAUGGACGCAUGGAAGAGGUGGGAGUCGGUGCCGGCGGGGAAGAUCUUCCUUGGACUGCCGGCCUCCAAGGAUGCGGCGGGCACCGGAUUCGUGCCCGCCGGCGUGCUCACGUCGCGCGUGCUGCCGCUUAUCAAGGGCUCGCCCAAGUACGGCGGCGUCAUGCUGUGGUCCAAGUUCUACGACGAUCGCACGGGCUACAGCUCCGCCAUCAAGAGCCACGUCUGA